Passer domesticus (house sparrow) is the source of this 828-nucleotide messenger RNA. RefSeq names its product ladybird homeobox 1 (gene LBX1). Gene Ontology annotation, cellular component: nucleus. Gene Ontology annotation, biological process: regulation of transcription by RNA polymerase II. The coding region runs from base 1 to 828 and encodes 275 amino acids. Lineage: Eukaryota; Metazoa; Chordata; Aves; Passeriformes; Passeridae. The transcript is spliced from 2 exons. The record is from RefSeq and is a predicted model, not a curated record. Gene Ontology annotation, molecular function: DNA-binding transcription factor activity, RNA polymerase II-specific; sequence-specific double-stranded DNA binding.
AUGACUUCCAAAGAAGAACCCAAGCCCUCCUCGGGGGAAGAACGGCGGCGGAGCCCCUUGGAUCACCUCCCACCGCCGGCCAACUCCAACAAGCCCCUCACCCCCUUCAGCAUCGAGGACAUCCUCAACAAGCCCUCGGUGCGGAGGAGUUACACCCUCUGCGGAACGGCCCACCUCCUCUCCGCCGCCGAGAAGCACCCCCCGGCCGGGCUGCCCCUCUCCGGCCGGGCGCUGCUCUCCCAGACCUCGCCCCUCUGCGCCCUGGAAGAGCUGGCCAGCAAGACCUUCAAGGGGCUGGAAGUCAGCGUGCUGCAGGCGGCCGAAGGCCGGGACGGGAUGACCAUCUUCGGGCAGCGGCAAACGCCGAAGAAGCGUCGGAAGUCGCGGACGGCCUUCACCAACCACCAGAUCUACGAGCUGGAGAAGCGGUUCCUCUACCAAAAAUACCUGUCGCCCGCGGACCGGGACCAGAUCGCCCAGCAGCUGGGGCUCACCAACGCCCAGGUCAUCACCUGGUUCCAGAACCGCCGCGCCAAGCUCAAGAGAGACCUGGAGGAGAUGAAGGCCGACGUGGAAUCGGCCAAAAAGCUGGGCCCCAACCCCGCCGUGGACAUCGUGGCCUUGGCCGAGCUGGAGCCCAGCGCCGAGGGAAGGGGCAAGGCGCGGCCCGGGUCCCCGCCGCCGCCCCCCGCCGCCGCCCGGGAGCCCGGCGCUCCGCCGCCGCCCCGCCCCGCCUCGCCCCCCACGGAGCGGCCCCGCAGCCGCCGGGACAGCGAGGAGGAGGAGGAAGAGGAGGAGGAGGACGUGGAGAUCGACGUGGAUGACUGA